AUGGCGACUUUCUUGAGUCUAUUUCUUGUUAUUUCAAUCUCAAUCUUACAUGUUCAAGGAGAACAAACAGUAGCCAUUAGGGGAGUUUUUCUUUGUGAUGGGAAUCCAUUGGAAGGUGUUCGAGUCUCUAUUUAUCAUGGUGGAUCACAAACAGUAGCCGUUAGGGGAGUUUUCCUUUGUGAUGGGAAUCCAUUGGAAGGUGUUCGAGUCUCUAUUUAUCAUGGUGGAUAUCUUGAAUCUCGACCUGUACCAGGAAGUAAAGCCAUUGCGUUUACAGAUUCAAAUGGGAGAGUUUCCGUUACAAGAACCUAUUCGCCGCCGAAUAUUCCAUUUUUUGAUGAUUUCCAACCAGUUGUGGCCAUCGAUCACAAAUGUAAUGUGCAGUUCUGUCGACUCCGUUUGAAAGUCCACGUUGGUAAAGAAUGGGUCUCGGAUGGGCCAACUACAGACAAGGUGUUUGUCAUUGAGCCAAUGGAACUUUACGUUCGUCGUAGGAAUGAAGAACGCAUUUGCACUCGGCGACUCUUCAAUGAAAAUGCUGAGAACUCAAUGAUUUUCCCAUUUAAUGCAUCACAAUUAUCCAACUUUUCCAUGAAAAGCAAA
Molecule: messenger RNA, 603 nt
Organism: Mesorhabditis belari
Lineage: Eukaryota; Metazoa; Nematoda; Chromadorea; Rhabditida; Rhabditidae
Source: the annotation of a GenBank genome assembly